AUGAUAAUUAAUAUAGUUUUAUGUGUUGUGACGUUGGUUGUAGUAUGGAUUUACUUAAGAUGGAUAAAUUUGAGGGACUACUGGAAAACCCGAGGUGUUCCCUUCGCUUCGCCCCAUCCAAUAAUGGGCAGCAUGACUUUUUUGCAGCGAGAAAAUCCGGCUGUGUGGAUGCGAAGAAUCUAUGACACAUACAAAAGUCCAUACGUCGGGAUCUGGAUCUUCCAGAGGCCAGCUCUCAUCAUUAACUCACCAGAAAUCGCUCGGCGGGUAUUGGUCAAGGAUGCUUAUAACUUUAGAGACAGAUUUGUCAGUUCUGGUUCUACUGAUCCUAUAGGAGCUCUAAACUUGUUCACUGUCAAUGAUCCCAUAUGGACAGAAGUAAGACGACGAUUAACAGGCGUUUUCACAUCCGCGAGACUAAAAUCCAUGCAGCCUUUCAUCAGAUCCAAGACUAAGGAAUUAUUGACACGGAUUGGUAGAGAGAAAAGUGACAAUUUGAGUCUCAGGUUCAUAUUCUCUGACAUCACAACGGAUAUAAUAAGCACCGCAGCGUUCGGCGUGGCCGGAGACGCGACCCUCACGGGGCAAAGCCCAAUGAGGGAAGUAACUCUGCAGUUCCAGACUUUUGAUUUCUACCGAGGAUUGUCAUGGAGUAGCAUCUUCUUCUGUCCAAGCCUUGUGGAUGUAUUUGGAUUCUCUCUAUUCCCGAAGUCAUCAACAAACUACUUCAGGAGAGUGUUCCAGCACGUUGUGGAACAGCGCAAAGAGAGUAUUCAAAAAAUAGCUGAGCCCAAGGACCUACUGGAUGCACUACUCAAGCUUAAGCAAGAAAACAGCGACGGAAAAACUGUAUUCUCUGACGAUCUGAUAAUAUCGCAAGCGGCCAUUUUCCUGCAAGCGGGCUUCGACACGUCGGCCAUCACUAUGUCCUUUGUGAUAUACGAACUCGCGCACCACCCGGACUAUCAGGAAAGGCUGUAUAAAGAAUUGCUCGAAGCGAAGGAAGCUAGUAAUGGAGACGAAAUCGAUUCCCAGAAACUCUCGGAGCUGUCUUACCUCAACGCUGUCUUGAAAGAGACUGAAAGAAAAUAUCCAAUACUCGGCUGGCUUGAUAGGAUUGCGGCUGAAGACUACAAGGUGGAUGAUAAAUUGACCAUCAAAGCUGGCACCCCCAUUUAUGUGAACGCAGUUGGGAUGCACUUUGACCCACAAUACUUCCCCGACCCAGAAAUUUUUGAUCCUGAAAGGUUUAUGCCUGAAAAUGAGAAGAUGAUUACACCAUUCACUUAUAUGCCGUUUGGGGAAGGGCCUAGAAACUGCAUUGGAAAACGUUUCGCCAUCCAGAACAUGCAAAUAAUUAUCCCGGCUAUCCUCCUGAAGUACGAAGUUCGUCCUCUCCCCGGAUCACCAAAACCUAGAGACCUGGAAUUUGAGAAGAAAGGUCUUUUCCUUGCACCGGACUAUGACAUAUAUGUUAAUUUUAUCCCAAGAGAAACUCAAUAA
Leptosia nina is the source of this 1503-nucleotide messenger RNA. The record is from the annotation of a GenBank genome assembly. Lineage: Eukaryota; Metazoa; Arthropoda; Insecta; Lepidoptera; Pieridae.